Molecule: messenger RNA, 6875 nt
Organism: Mercenaria mercenaria
Lineage: Eukaryota; Metazoa; Mollusca; Bivalvia; Venerida; Veneridae
Product: discoidin domain-containing receptor 2-like
Exons: 16
Coding region: 459-3281 (940 amino acids)
Biological process (GO): cell surface receptor protein tyrosine kinase signaling pathway; protein phosphorylation; multicellular organism development
Cellular component (GO): signaling receptor complex
Molecular function (GO): protein tyrosine kinase collagen receptor activity; ATP binding; collagen binding
Source: RefSeq, a predicted model, not a curated record
GUGCAUUGCCUUGGAUCAGUGUGGAAUGGUCUAUUGUCAAAUACACAUGGAGCAUUUCUGGUGUGAAUGAAAAAUGAGUCUGUGACUGGAUUAAAUGUUUAAAAAAACGUCUUAAAACUAAUUCGUAUAUAAGGAUUUUUAUAGUAGAGUUUAGACGUGAGUUUAUAUGAAGCAUUAGAGGUAUUGGAUUUUUAGCUGAGUUUAAUUUGCAUAGAAUAAAGUGUAUAUCAAACACUGUUAUAGUUGAAAAUUAUAAUGAAAGAAGUCAUUGUGACAGGGUUUUAAUUAAUGCUUAUCCUUUUAACAAGAGUGAAAUAGGAUAAUAUACAGGAUAAGUACUGAAAGUGUGAAGAUUAACACUCCUUGGAAUUUUAAUAUAGAAUCAUUUGAAAAUAUGAUUAAAGGUUUACCUGCACAUUUUCAUGGAAUAAUAUUAUAAACAACUUUUUUGUCCAGAAAUGGAUUUAUUCUUCAGGAUGAUUGAGUGUUGGGUUCCUUGUGCCACUUUGGCGCUAUUUAUGCUGAUUGGAUUAAUUUCACCAGUGUUUUCCUUAGAUCUGGCCUCCGGAGAUGAGCGUUCCGAAAUGAUGACCAAACGAACACAAUGUCGUGAUUCCCUGGGAAUGCAGUCGAGUGAGAUUCCUGACAAAGCCAUCACCGCCAGUUCGUCCUUCGACGAUGACACUGUUGGUCCAAAAUUUGCAAGAAUACGGACAGAGACAAUGGGAGGUGCAUGGUGUCCUAAACCAAUGAUUGACCAGUACUCAUACGAAUAUCUCCAGAUAGACCUCGGCAAGCUUUGUGUUGUCACCAUGGUGGAAAUGCAGGGACGGUUUGGAAACGGGCAGGGCCAGGAAUACACAGAACAGUUCUUGUUGGAGUAUCAGAGAGAAGAUGGUGGGGAGUGGAUGAGGUUCCGUAACAAGCUUGGAGAGGAGUUGUUUAAUGGGAAUGAAAACACGUAUCUGACGGAGUUGCGUGAAGUCUCACCGCCUAUCAUCGGACGUAGAAUAAGGUUUAUACCAUAUAGCAAGACAAUGCGGACAGUGUGUAUGCGGGUUGAGAUAUACGGCUGCCUAUGGAAAGAUGGAGUUGUCCAGUACAAUGUGCGGCAGGGAGACAGACGUGGGACUGAACUUGACUUUGUGGAUUUUACGUAUGAUGGCAUGCGUCAGGAGAGCUUCUUGCUGGAUGGUCUCGGACAGUUGACAGAUGGGGAAAUCGGAGAUUAUAACUUUAGACUGGACACACAAGAAAUAGGGAUUAAAGGCUAUGAGUGGGUGGGAUGGAGAAAUGAUUCACAAGAGUUUCAGGGACCACUUAUCAUCACAUUCAAGUUCGACCAAGUUCGUAAUUUCUCCAAAGUUCUCAUAAACUGUAACAAUUUGUACUCCAAAGAUGUCCGUGUCUUCAGGAUGGCCCUUAUUUACUUCUCAGUGGGUGGAAACCUAUACCAGAACCAGCCAAUCAAGUUCGAUUUUAUUCGAGACAAUAUCGUUGAAUAUUCAAGACCGGUUAUGAUCCGGUUGAACCACAAUAUUGGAAAGUAUGUCCGGUUACAACUGUAUUUUGAUGCCAAGUGGAUGAUGAUUAGCGAGAUCCAGUUUGUGUCAGAACCUGCUACAGGUAAUUAUACAGAAGAAGUUCCCCCACCAACGCUCAGACCACCUCAUAUGUUCCCGAAACCUGACAAGGGCGGUCAUGACCAUGAGGUUGAUGUUACCGGGUAUCAUAACAAACCAGGAAAAGAUUAUGUUGAUGGUGAUUCAGAUUCUGAGCCGGAAAAGACUCCGGAUCAGAAGAGUCCCGGUACCGAUAUAUUUGGAAUUAUCAUUGGCUCGUCAGCGGCACUCAUUACAAUUCUCAUCGCCAUAGUGAUCUUCAUUAUCUUUCGACAUCGCAUCAAGAAGAAAAAUAACAAUCGUCGCAUGAAGGCAGCGAUGUCAGAUAAUCAUAACACCAUAUCAAUAAAUUUGUCAGACCUACGUAAUUCUGCGAAUGGAAAAAUGCUGAAUGGGAACCUGUAUAAUGGGGUACCAGCCACAGACAUGGAUUCUGAUAGAGAAUGUUGCAGCGAUGGUCAAGAUUACGCAGUUCCUGAUGUCACAAAGUCAGCGCUGAUGGUAACGUUCCCUCAUUCACGUCCAAACAACACACAGACGAACAAUCUUGACAAGCCGCCACCGCAGUAUGAUGCCCUAUAUGCAGCGUCAGACAUCAUUAAUUCACAAGUGCCAAAUAUUCCGUCAUUGCAGGGUGUAAGUGGGAACAAUGUUUAUGCUGUACCAAAUGCCGAGUUGUUACUCAGUAUAGAUGUUACUGUGAACGAAUUUCCUCGUGAAAAUCUACGAUUUAUUGAAGUGCUUGGCGAGGGACAGUUCGGAGAGGUACAUCUGUGUGAGGCUAUAAACAUAACUAACAUUAUAGAAGAUGAAAUAUUCCUGAACAGAACUAUGACUAGGCCAUGUCUUGUGGCUGUUAAAAUAUUAAGGAAGAAUGCUGAAGACAGAGCUAGGAAAGACUUCUUGAAGGAGAUUAAGAUAAUGUCUCAGCUGAAAGAUCCAAACAUUGUACGGGUAUUGGGCGUGUGUACGGGAGAAGAACCACUGUGUAUGAUCGUAGAGUACAUGAAAUACGGCGACCUUAACCAGUUCCUUCUUGAUCACGUUUUGGAGACUCCUUCAGCGCAGGCAGUUAAUGCUAGAAUACUCAGUUACGGUUGUUUGAUCUACAUGGCAUCGCAAAUAGCAACUGGAAUGAAAUAUCUGGAAUCUUUGAACAUGGUGCAUCGUGAUCUGGCCACACGAAACUGUCUAGUCGGUACCAAUUUCACGAUCAAGAUUUCUGACUUUGGUAUGAGUCGGAGCUUGUACAGUGCAGACUAUUACAGAAUAGAGGGACGGGCUGUGUUACCCAUACGAUGGAUGGCCUGGGAAUCUAUUCUACUGGGAAAAUUUACAACAAAGUCGGACGUGUGGUCAUUCGGAGUUACGCUUUGGGAGAUACUAACUUUUGCUCGCGAUCAGCCAUAUGAUAACCUAAACGAUGAUCAAGUUAUUGCUAACGCAGGACAUUUUUAUAGAAAUGAUGGACAACAAUUAUUACUUCCUCAACCGAUCGUGUGUCCACGUGAAAUUUACGAUAUGAUUGUAGAAUGUUGGAAUAGAUCUGACUGCGAGCGACCCACUUUCAAAGAUAUUCACAUGUUUUUGUUACGAAAAAACAUGGGUUACAAUCCAAAAGAUGAAAAGAUGAACCAGAUAAAGGUUCCGGUGUGUUAACAGAACUAUUGUGAUUUUGGAUGUUAAAAGUUCAAACGUACCCAAGGGCUACAAAAUGUGUGCUAUAUUUAUGAUUCAUAUCGGAAUCGUUAAAUAAACUGGAGCGCUCAAAACUUCAGAAAUAUGUGCAAUGUUGUUUUAUCACCAUGUGAUCCAAAUUUCACAGUAUUUUAUUUGAAGUGACAUGAAACCUCCACUAGUAUGAAACCCCUGUUGAAGAAGAGACAGCUUGGAGGUUUUUUUUGGCUUGGGCCAGCUUUGUAUAUGGCCUAGAUUGAACAACUUCAAACCCCAAAUGAUUUGGGGUCACCAAAAGCAUUAUUUUAUUUUAGACACAAGAUUUUAUUUAGCACCAGUUGUGAUUGGAGUAUCAACAAAUAUACCUUGGAAUGGUUGCUGCUCUGACCUAGAUUCACUUUUGGUAGGGAGCCAUGCAGUUUCAGGGUCGGUGCUGGAAUUAAAAAUCUUUCACAAGGCCUUGCCCUUUUUCAUGAUAGAACAAAUCUUCAUUUAGUCACUUAUUCACAUAAUUCUCUUUUUUUUUCUGUUUCAUUGACCAUGAAAUGGUUGUGAAACAAACCUUGGAAAAAAGGGAGUUAACUCUUGUGCAAAAAUCUGAAGGAAUUUAUAUGUGCUUAUGUACAUCAGCCUGUGUUUUGUGUGCAAAAAUAUGAAUUUUAUUGAUAUUCUGGUUGCAGAUGAUGGAUAUAAAAUUUGCAUAUAUUGGAAUAUAUUCUGUGUUAAUAAUUUAAAGUACCGGUAUACUACAAAGUUUAUAUGAUCAAAGGAAAUCCAAAAAAAUCUUUCUUAUCAAUGGAUUAUGCUUAUUCCAGACUGGAUUAUAUUUCAUGUGAAAGGAGACUGGUACUCAUUCUGCAGAUGUGCUGGACAUAUUUUUAGUUUUGUACUGAAGUACAUAUUUAUAGCUACCAAUUUUAUAUACACCUGCAAGAGUUGAUGCCUGUCACAAUAGAUUUUAAUUAAGGUUUUAACUUUUUUAAGUGUUGCUUUCAUUUUGAAAUAGCUGUACAUAUGGCUAGUUCUUAUACAAGACUGGUUCUAAGGCUUGUGAUUAAAAUGUAACAUGCAGGAUCCAGUUAUCUAACCUGGACUGGUUAACAGUAAAAUUAUUUCAGAUCUGACUUACUAAAAAUACCGUAUAAAGUUAAAAAAUUUGACUGGUUGCAUUUUUUUUAAUGAGACUGGUUCUGAAGCAACAUUUUCUCAUCUGACUGAUUCAAAACCAAACAGGAUUGGUUCUAUGUCACAUCUAUUUUUAUUUCACAUGUCAUUUGUUGUGUGACUGGUUCUGUUUUUAAUCAUGUGAAUCGUUUCGUGUUAAUUGUCACAAAAUGUGAUAGGUUCUUUGCUGCCAUAUUUAAGAAUAGUUAUUUGACCGGUAUUGUACAUAGUGUUGUUCAAAAAUGGAUGUAGUAAUAUGUGCCGUUUUUAUUUGGCUUAAAUUACAGAUUUUUUUUAAUGUUGACCUUUUAUGUCAAUCCUCAUUUGAUCCAGUAAUUGAACUGGAAAGUGCACAACACUCACUUCAACCAGAUUUUAUUUCUGCACUAUUUACAAGGUCAAGGUCAUUACAAUAGCUUAAGUAUUUUUUGCCAAGUUCAGUGCCCUUUCAAUGUUCAAGUGUAUAACUGUAUAACAGUAUUACUGUAUAAUUCCUUUAUUUCGACUGUGUCUGCUGAGAAAAUUACAGAACUCGGUUUUCUUAGGAAACAAGUGCAAAACUGAUUUAAUAUGCUUUAAGCAUAUAGUUUUCAAUGGAGUUUUAAUAUAUUUGGUUAAAAAAAAAGUAAAAAAUUAAAGUCAAAAUCUCAAAAGACACUGUUUUUCUGGAUCAUCAUUGUCAAUUUCUAUAGUAGGAGUAUUGCCUUGCUAUAUAUAUUGAUGAGUCAUUGUAAAACAUUUUCCGUCUGCUGCAUCAUUAAAUACUGCCGUCUGCAACAAAAACAUGCAAAUGAGCAUCUUAAAAACAAUUAUGUGUAAUGCUCCGAGGCAUCGCCGAGAUGUAAAAAAGGGCUUUUUGUGUUGAUAUAAUUGACAUUUAUGCAGAUUUGAUAAACAGAAUCUCUUAAUAGUUUAUACAUCUAUCAUUCUACUUCAUAUCUUGAAAAUAUUGUUCACAAUAAAGGAAGAGAGAAGGGGAGGUAACUGAACAGAGUUUUGGCACUCAUUCAUCUCAGCAAAAUCAUUGCAAGCAGAUAAGUUUACAUAGGGAAAAUUACAAUUUUAAAAAAGUCAAAUUUCCUGAGAAAAAAAAUGUAAUUUUAGAGUAAGAACAGUUAAUGCGUUUUAAAGACAAAAAAUUUCAGUAGGAAACAAAUCUGAUAAAUAAAAUAUGUCAUGUCUUUCUUCAACAUACUAAAUCAUUGGUGUCAUUGCAAUUUUGUAUGUGUCAAAAGUACAAGUCUGUAGACUGGUUUCAGUUUUCUCAACUAUUCUGCUCAAUACACAAGUACAGGUUCCAGGGUUAUAAGACCAGUCUCUUAACACAGUCCUGUGAUUGGUCAGUUUCAAAAUUGUGUUCAAAAUCAACCAGUCAGAUGCUGGAGUUGUGAGACUGGUUUUCAAACUAAGUUUUAUCAUUUCUUUAUAUCAUAUUUCUGAAGUCAAAUAAUGUUAGUUAAUGUGAAUUUCAUAUGGUUAUGCUGCAAAUAAUCGAAUGAAAUUGAACUUUAUUUCAUGUGCAUCUUUGUAAUUUUAAAACACCUCACAGCGGGAAGCAUAGAUUUAUGGUAUAGUUUUUUCUGUUGGGGAUCAUUUGCAUGCCAUGUUCAGCAAACCUUUUCACUGCUCAACACCUGACUUCUAAAAAAGUUGUUUUCCAUUUGUGUACAAAGUGUAUUACGACACCAGUAGCGGCAAAAAAAAAACACACACGGUUAUUUAUGGAUAAUGACAUCUAGAAACAAGGUGUUGAUGUGCUGUCAACAGCCGGUUAUAAAAAAUUGAUGCACUGUCGACAGCCGUUUGCAGUCUGAUCUUCAAUUGCGUUAAGCGAUGUUGUGUUAACAAUGAUUUAUUAUACAACACUAGGAAAAUAACUGCAACAUAUGUAGUGUUAAAAAAAAUAACAAAAAUAUGGCAGAAACUGCUGCAACUUGAAAAUGUAAAGAUAAAAAGCAAAGGAACAUCUGUGCCGAUUUGUUACAAAGCUUGGAAAUUCUCAAAGGUAUACUUUAUGAAGUGUUGGGUCUAUUACUUCUGCUUAAAUUAUUUUCUCACUUCUUGAAUGGGAUAAUUUUUUAUAAAGAAGGUAGUUCAUAUGCUGAAACCGUCAUACAUACAAAGCAGGGUUUGCCAAAUUAUUUUACUAUGCGUGGGGCACCUGGGAUGUCAAAAUUCAGAAUAUAUCGGGGGGGGGGGUUAAAAACAAGAUUUAGUUGUACAUUUUUAUAUAACGAACGUAACAUUUAUAAGAUGAAACUGAUAGUCUUUAAUAGUUAGCCAUACAGACAAGGAUGAAUCUAUAUACACGUAAGAGUAUUGAAAUCUUAAUUUCUAGUGUAGCGUGAGUUGCUUCCCUUUGGUCUUAUGGCUAUUCUUUUGGUAAAAAGAGCGUAAUCCAGUUUCUGUUAA